Messenger RNA from Aspergillus welwitschiae, 1908 nucleotides. RefSeq names its product cytochrome P450. Lineage: Eukaryota; Fungi; Ascomycota; Eurotiomycetes; Eurotiales; Aspergillaceae. Gene Ontology annotation, molecular function: oxidoreductase activity, acting on paired donors, with incorporation or reduction of molecular oxygen; monooxygenase activity; heme binding. The coding region runs from base 350 to 1879 and encodes 509 amino acids. The record is from RefSeq and is a predicted model, not a curated record. The transcript has 5 exons.
UCACGAUAUGCAUGCAGCCAGCCAGCCAACCACAUUCUCCAGGAUCCAGAUUUUAUUGCAGUAGACCUUGCAUUAGCAUCUGCGUCUAGUCAAUGCCGCAUUCUAAGUCUGACAAGUCCGACAGCACACAUUGGAGAAUAUAUCAUGUACUAAAAUGUAGCAAAUCCCGGUCUCCGCACCUUCCCUCGUCCAUUUGGGCCUUGUGUGAUAUGGCACCCGCUAUGAUGAUCUAAGGAUUCUCGCUUUUUCAAAUCACCAAGAUUGACUUGCACUAUCAACAUUGACUGGACGGUUUCAAACGUCUUUCUCUUUGAAUCUACAAUAUUUUUCUGAUACUCUGGCACACAUCAUGUUCGCUGCUAACAUCAUAUCAUACUUAGCCAAGUUGGAGCCACCCCGAUGGAUCUGGGCGCCCAUUCUAGCAGCAGUUUUCUUCUGGCUUCUAAGCGCCCCGUCCCUCAAGACAUCCCUUCCUGUAAUCAACCAAAGACGGCGAUUUGAGAUCGGAAGCCUGGGAUCUUUAAAGCGGUUCUUCAAGGAUGCACAUGGCUUGGUCAGGGCUGGACUCAGUCAGGGCAGCGCCUUUUACCUCUAUUCGGAAUUCGGGCCGAAGAUCGUGCUCGCUUCAAAAUAUGCAGAUGACUUCCGGAGCCAUCAUGCAUUAAGCUUGCUGGAUGCUGUGGCAGAAGAAUACCACGCCCAUAUUCGAGGCUUUGAUCCUUUCAACCGGGACCCGGCUAUCAUCAUAGAUAUGGUGCGCAUGAAAUUGACACCAUAUCUGGAUAGCUUAGCUCGGCCAUUGUCUGAAGAGACCGGUCGUGCGUUAGGGGAGUUGUUCACAGACGAUCCCGACUGGCAUGACUUAGAACUAAAGCCCAACAUGCUCGAUCUAAUCUCCAGACUGACAUCGAGAGUGUUCCUCGGGGAGAAGCUAUAUCGCAACCCGGACUGGCACCGCGUCACAGCUGGUUACGCCGUCCACACAUUCAUGUCAGCUCUAUUUCUCCGGAUGUUCCCACGAUGCACCCGACCCUUUGUGGCCAACUUGCUACCAUUCUGCCGCAAGAUGCGCAAGGAGCUCCAAGCAGCAAAAGACAUCAUCACCCCGGUCGUCGAAGAAAGACGGACCGCCAAGCAAGACGCCAUCCGUCAAGGAAAGGAGCCCGAGCGCUACGUUGACGCCAUGCAGUGGAUGGAGGAAUGCGCAAAAGGCCGUCCUUACGACCCGACCCUUGCUCAGAUAUCACUCACACUCGCAACUAUACAUACUACAUCGGACCUGCUUACACAGACACUCUUCUACCUCGCGGAAAGGGACGAAAUCAUCGUGGCGCUACGAAACGAAGUAAUCACAGUUCUGCAAGGGGAUGGAUGGUCCAAGUCCACUUUCAACAAUCUGAAGCUCAUGGAUAGCAUCUUAAAGGAAAGCCAACGGCUAAAACCGCACAAUAUGGUCGCAAUGAGACGCUUCGCACAAGAAGACGUGACCCUCUCCGACGGAACCGUCCUCCCCAAAGGAUCGAUCUCAGUCCUCACCACUGAGGCCAUGCGCGACCCUAACAUCUACCCAGACCCGGAGACAUUCGACGCAUACCGGUUUCUAAAACUGCGCGAGACGCCCGGCUACGAGACGAUGGCGCAGGCAGUUUCGACUACGCCUCAGCAUUUGGGUUUCGGGUUGGGAAAGCAUGCUUGUCCUGGGCGAUUCUUUGCGAUCGCAUUGCUUAAAAUCAUUCUGUGUCAUAUUCUUCUGGAGUAUGAGUUUAAGAUCGCUGAUGGGUGGAGCCCGACAGUGAGGAAGUACGGGUUCAUAUGGCAGGCGGAUCCGGUGGCGAAGGUGUCUGUUCGGAGAAGGAAGGAGGAGUUUACUAUCUUGUGAGUUGGGUGAACAGGGAAUGAGUGAGUGGG